This is a messenger RNA of Caenorhabditis remanei, 1032 nucleotides long. RefSeq lists its product as uncharacterized. The record is from RefSeq and is a predicted model, not a curated record. Bases 1 to 1032 code for a protein of 343 amino acids. NCBI's taxonomy places the organism in Eukaryota, Metazoa, Nematoda, Chromadorea, Rhabditida, Rhabditidae. The transcript has 4 exons.
AUGGAGAAAAACUCGGGAAAUCCAUCUGCCACCACUUCCACGAACUCUAAUACAAAUGACAUUUCACAAACUAUUCGUCAAACUCAAUCCGACUUCGGUAAAACUCCUGAAGAAGGGAAGAAAGUUCGUGAAGCAAUGAUGAAAGCUUUGAAUUGUAUCAGAGAACUGGGUGUCCAACGUCCUGAUGAUCCGAUGACGUUCUUAUCUGAAUUUAUGUUAAUGGAGGAUCCGAAAUUAUCUCCCUAUUUCAAUUCGAACAAUUUGAACCAAAAACUUCACAAGAGUAGUUAUUAUGCUUCCUCGUACAUCAAAAAAGGAAUCGAGGAACUGCUGAAAAAAGAAACGGAAGAAGAUCCUGCAAUAUUUCUCUCUAAUUACUUUUUGAGCCAGAAAGAAAGUUUCGAAAAGAAGAUGGCUGAACAAAAAUCAUUAUCAAAUAAAAAUGACGUUUCAAAAACUGUUCGUCAAACUCAAUCCGACUUCGGUAAAACUCCUGAAGAAGGGAAGAAAGUUCGUGAAGCAAUGAUGAAAGCUUUGAAUUGUAUCAGAGAACUGGGUGUCCAACGUCCUGAUGAUCCGAUGACGUUCUUAUCUGAAUUUAUCUUAGAAGUGGAGAAAAACUCGGGAAAUCCAUCUGCCACCACUUCCACGAACUCUAAUACAAAUGACAUUUCACAAACUAUUCGUCAAACUCACUCCGAAUUCGGUGAAACUCCUGAAGAAAAGAAGAAAGUUCGUGAAGCAAUGAUGAGGGCUUUGAAUAGUGUCAGAGAAUUGAAUGUCCAACGUCCUGAUGAUCCAAUGACGUUCUUAUCCGAAUUUAUGUUAAUGGAGGAUCCGAAAUUAUCUAGCUGUUCCGAUUGGGACAAUUCGAACCGAAAACCUCACAAAAGUAGUCAUUGUGCUAAAUCUUACAUCCAACCAGCAAUCGAAGAACUGCUAAAACAAAAAACGGAAGAAGAUCCUGCAAUCUUUCUAUCUAAUUACUUUUUGAGCCAGAAAGAAAGUUUCGAUGGAAAGAUGGCCGGAUGA